Molecule: messenger RNA, 16893 nt
Organism: Aureococcus anophagefferens
Lineage: Eukaryota; Pelagophyceae; Pelagomonadales; Pelagomonadaceae
Exons: 4
Coding region: 1-16893 (5630 amino acids)
Biological process (GO): monoatomic ion transport; transmembrane transport
Cellular component (GO): membrane
Molecular function (GO): monoatomic ion channel activity
Source: RefSeq, a predicted model, not a curated record
AUGGCGGAGCAAAAGCCGGAAUCGCGGCGCCUGACCAAGGGCCACGGGUCGAGUUACUCCAUGGGGGAUCUGCGCCACUACCUGUUCGGCGAGAGCGACGGGAGCGGGGGCGGCGCCAUGACCCACAAGCAGCGCGGGCGCAUGCGCAGCAGCGCCAUCCUGCGGGACUUCGUCCACAUCGGCUCCGUCCACGUCAUCUACAGCACGGUCAACGCGACGGCGACGAUCGCGAGCGUCGUGGGCUACAUCCAGGGCACGUACCACGAGCAGCGCAACACGUCCCCCCCGGAGUGGGAGCAGCGGCUCCAGUCGGGCCUGCUCGUGUGGUUCUUCUUCAUCUUCUUCUUCGAGCUCUUCAUCGCCUACGACCGCCACGAGCACAUGUCGAAGCUCGUGACGAUCUGCGACUUCCUGAGCGUGCUGCCGAUCAUGAGCCUGGUCGUGGAGUGGUCCGGCGCCAAGGGCGACAACUCGGAGAAGCUGCUCAAGUUCCUGGCCAUCUUCCGCGCGUUCCGCGUGCUCCGGUUCCUGCGGCUCCACCGCCUGCUGAGUUUCUACUCGCCGGGCGUCAUGCGGCAGGUCUUGGCGCUGCUCCUCAUCAUCUUCUGCGCGCUCUUCGUGCUCACGGGCUGCGUCUACCAGCUCGAGGGCAUCUCGGACAUCAACGGCGUGUCCCAGUUCACGGAGGACCCGCUGUCGUUCCUCGAGGCGUUCUAUUUCGUCAUCAUCACGUUCACGACGGUGGGCUACGGCGACAUCUACCCGCAGCAGAUCAUCUCCCGGCUCAUCGUCGCCGUCGCCGUGCCCAUCGCCGUCGUCGCCGUGCCGACCAUCGGGUCGCAGAUCUACGACCUCGUGGCCGCGCAGUCGCCGUACGCGACCGCGGGCCGGAUCCACACGCACGGCGACUGGCACCACAUCGUCGUCGUCGGCGAGCUCGGCGCCAACGACGAGAAGCUCGGCCGCCAGCUGCCCGUGCUCCUCGAGCAGCUCUACCACCCGGAGCGGGGGUCCGUCGACAUCGAGCUCCAGGUCGUGCUCAGGGCAGCACAAGAGAGCGAAAUUCCCAACUUCAAAGGCUCAUAUCUCGGCCGUUUUCCACUCGUCGUGCUGCUGCAGCACCACGACCCGCCGGCGACGGUCCGCGAGCGCGUGCUCCAGCACCCCUACUACAGCGAGCGCGUCAAGUGGGUCAGCGGGAGCGUCUUCGAGGAGGCCCACCUGCGCCAGUGGGUCGCCGGCGCGCGCGCCGUCUGCUUCAUCAACCUGGCGAACUCGGAGAUCUCCGUGCCCGCGGAGAUGCAGGCCGAGGACAACGCGGCGGUGCAGCGCGCGCUCGUCAUCCGCCGCACGUUCCCCAAGGUGCGCCUCAUCACGCAGCUCCUCCUGGAGCGGAACCUGCACCGGCUCCACGGCGAGCGCUGCGAGCUCGUCUGCGUGGAGCAGCUCAAGUACGCGAUGCUCGGCCGGUCCGUGCGCGUGCCCGCGCUCCACACGCUGCUGAGCGGGCUGCUCGUCGCGGGCAGCGGCAAGGGCGGCAAGGACGGCUCCAACGGCUUCGACACCAUCUCGCGGAGCUUCACGGAGGAGCUCACCAAGGCCCUGGACGUGGACUACGUGCCCGAGCGGCUCAUGCCGAAAUUCUCCGACGUGUACGAGGCGCCGCGGAAGUGGCUCAGGAAGCUCUGCGCGUCCGAGGAGGAGCGGGCGCGCAUGGCGAGCCGGUCGACGCGCUACAUCAAGGGCCGCGACGGCACCUGGGCGCCCCUGUCCGUGGAGGAGGAGCUCGCGAUCGGCCAGCACGCGACGGUGCACGAGGUCGCGGAGAUCCCCCGGGAGGCCAUCGGCAUGCGCUUCGACGAGCUGAGCCGCCUCGCCUAUCUGCAUUUCGGCGUGCUGCCCGUGGCCGUGUCGACGUCCUGCGGCGUCGCGGGCGGCGGCGCGGCCGCGUCGCCGACGUCGAAGGCGCGGACGUCCGCGCCGUGGCUCAUCCAGCUCGACGACAGCGGCGCGGAGUGCAACAAGACGCGCGGCAGCGCCCACGUCGUCAACUUCCCCUACGACUACCAGCUCCGCCACAAGGACACGCUGCUGGUGGUCGCGCGCGACACGCAGGCCGUGAACGACUUCGAGACGUGGAACGACUUCCAGAGCCGCGCGGACGCGCUCGACGAGGUCUGGGACAGCCAGCUCUUCCCCUGCGCCAAGGCGAGCCGGAGCAAGGCCGAGACGGACGCCGCCGAGGCGGAGCUGACGGUCGCGCACGAGAUGGCCUCGAAGGACUACGAGUCCGCGCUCCGGAGCCUCGGGUCCAAGGUGCAGCCGAAGGUCGAGUCGAGCCACCGCAACCUCCAGCUGCUGGUGCCCGCGUGCAGCGCGCGCGAGCUGCCGCGCGCCGGCGGCGCGGGCGAGGCCAAGGUCCGGGACGACGAGGCGCGCGACCGGCCGUCGGACCUCACGCGGAGCCCCGGGAGCGAGGGCGGCUCCGACGGCGGCGGCGCCCCCUUCGCCUUGGGCGAGGGCACGGCCCAGGCCGCCAUGGCCGAGGCCUGCAACCUGGAGACGUGGACCGAGGCCGCGCGCGUCGCGUACCUCGACGCGUGGUUCGGCGUCCACGUCGUCGACGAGGCGCCGCCGGACCUGAGCGGCCACGUCGUCUUCUGCGGGCCCGUCCACUCGUUGAUGUGCUUCCUCCAGCCCCUCAUGUUCGCGAACAUCGAGUGGAACAACGGCACGGACGCGCCGCCGCGCGAGCUGCCCAAGGUCGUCGUCCUCGACCCGCAGCUCCGCUACCUCUGCGCGAACGGCGACUCCGUGGAGAGCGACGGCGCGCGGAGCCGCUUCGAGGCCAUCACCUUCUACGAGCCGGACGCCGACGGCCCGCCGACGCGGCUCUGGAUCGUCGCGGGCGACCCGCGCGAGGGCCGCGCGCACAGCGGCCACCUCGCGCCGCUCGAGCGGUGCCGCGUCGAGGCGGCCCAGUCCUUCGUGUUGCCGAACAACAACUUCGCCGACGUGGCGAACAACCUGAACGGCGACGACUUCGCCGUGCGCGCGGUGCGCAACGUCCAGGAGAUCAUCGCGCGCGUCCGCGGCGUCCCGCUCGACGCGCCGUGGAGGUACGUGCCCGACUUCCGGCCGCGCAUGCUCAUCGAGAUGCACGACGCGACGAACGCGCGCUACCUGCGCUACAACGCGCCGUCGAUGCAGUUCAAGACGGGCGGCGAGAUCGUCGAGCCGACGUUCCUCGACAGCGCGGUCGUCAACGUCUACCACAGCAGCGCCGCGCUGCCCUUCACGCUCCACGCCAUCUGCUCCUGGCGCGACGACGGCCUGCUCUACCACGAGCGCCUGCGGGACGGCAUCGUCCGCGAGUCCUGCCACAUCUCGCUCGUCGACAUCCCGCCGGCGUUCGUCGACGAGCGCUACCUCAAGUUCUUCGACUACUGCAACGCGCACGCGGCGCUGCCCAUCGGCCUCCUGCGCGUGCCCCACGGCGCGACGGACCGGAGCCUGCCCUACGUCUACACGACGCCGCGCGCCUACGACUUCGUCCACGCGGGCGACAAGGCCUUCGUGCUCGCGACGUCCGUCUGGUUCGGCGAGCACGGCGGCGAGUCCAUCAAGCACGACGAGGAGGAGCUCGAGGCCUGCGUCAAGGUCGCGACGCGCCGCGGCUCCGCCGUCUUCCUCCCGCCGCCGAGCGACGCCAAGGACCCCACGCGCGGCGGCACGCGGCGGUCCUCGGGCCUCGCCGUGGACCUCGACCCGGCCGUCGUCGCGCGCGCGGCCCGCGCCCUCGAGGCCGGCGGGAAGGUCGCGCUGGGCAGCAUGCAGCCCUUCUCGGCGCUGCUCCUGGCCAGCGCGCUGCUGGCGUGCGCCGACGACGUGCCGCGCUACAGCCGCUACUACGGCGACGUCAGCGACAACGAGCCGCCGGCCGUCGCCUUCGCUCUGGAGCGCGUCGAGGUCGUCGAGGCCGGUACGGCGCCGAUCUACGUCGACGUCAGCGAUCCGGACGUCGACGACGACUACGCCGGCGUCCUCGACGUGACGAUCGAGUCGUCGCUGGGCGGCGCGCUCGCCGCCGCGACGGCCGCGGGCCUCGUCUUCUACGAGACGAACUCGACGGCGCUCCGGUUCCGGGGCCCGCAGGCCCUCGUGCGGGCGGCGCUGACGCCGCUCACCUACGCCGCGCCCGCCGUCGCCGGCGUCUCCGCCGAGGACGCCAUCACCGUGACCGUCGACGACCUGGGCUACACGGGCGUCGACGGCACGGCCCGGCGCGCGUCCGCGAGCCUUUCCGUGACGGUCCUGGGCGUCAACGGCGCGCCGGACGUGCGCUUCGGCGCCGACGUCGUCGCCGUCGCGGCGGCGUCCGUGGCGCUCGACGUGUCCGUCGCCGACGACGACGCGGGCGACGGCGCGCUGCGCGCGACGCUCGCCGCGAGCUCCGGGACGCUCGCCUGGGCCGCGGGCGGCGCCGGACCCGCGCUGGCGCUCGAGGCCACGCUCGAAACCAUCAACGGGGCGCUCGCGUCGCUGACCUACGCGCCGGCGCCGGGCUUCCGCGGCGUCGCGACGCUGUCCGUCGCGGUCGACGACCUCGGCAGCUCGGGCGCCGGCGGCGCGAAGCAGACGACGCGCGUGCUCGCGCUCCGCGUGACGCCCGUCAACGCGGCGCCCGCGGUGGCGGCGGCGCCGUCCGUCGCCGUCGUCGCGGGCCGAUGGAGCGGCGCCCUCGGGGCGUCCGUCGCGGACGCGGACGCGCGCGACGUCCUGCGCGUGACGGCGUCGGCCCGGCGAGGCGCCGUGCGCAUCCCCGCGGCCCCGCCCGGCGCCCGCGUCGUCGGCGGCCUGUCCCGCGGCGCCGUCGUCGUCUUCGAGGCCGCGCCGCGCGCCGCGAGCGCCGUCCUCGCGGAGCUCUCGUACGUCGCCCCGGCCGAGCCGGGUCCGGACGCGGUCGCGAUCCACGUCUCCGACGGCGUCGACGAGGCCGAGGCGACGGUGGACGUGGACGUGGUGGCGGGACCCGUCGAGGUCGCGCCGACGCGCCUCGUCGCGUCGACGAACCUGCUGGCGACGGCCGAGGACGCGGCCGCGCCGCUCUCGUUUCUCGAGCUGGAGAGCCCCCGGCCGCACGAGAUCCACGAGGUGUCGGUCUUCCCGCCCUUUGGGGCGCUCAAGCUCACGGUCGACGCGGCCUACCACGUCGAGCGCGCCGACGGCUCCGUCUGGAUCCGCGGCAACGCGUCGCGCGCGUCGCAGGCGCUCCGGGGCCUCGUCUUCAACCCGGACCCGGACGCGCACGGCGUCGGCUACCUCGCCGCGGACCUCGACGGCGUGCCCGUCGACCUCCGGGUCGCCGUCGACGUGCGGAGCGUCGUCGACGACCUCGUCCUGGCCGGGCCGCCGUCGCUCGAGGCCGUCGCGGGGUCGGCCGCGGCGCUCGCGGUGGCGCUCGCGGACCCCGAGGGGCGCGACGUCGCCCUCGACGUCGAAGUCGCGUGCGCGGCGGGGAACGUGUCCGUGGACGCGCCGGCGGGCGUCUACGUCGAGGCGGGCGACGGGGUCGUGACGCUGCGCGGCGGCGCGGCGCGGCUCGGAUCGGCGCUCGGAGCGCUGGCGUAUCGCGCGUCGGCGCCGGGCGCCGACGUCGUGACCGUGCGCGUCACCGACGGCGUGCGCCGCACGUCGCUGAACAUCAGCGUGUCCGUCGCCGAGGGCGCGGACGACGACGGCGACGAAUUCCUGGCCUUCGACGACGGGCCCGCGACGCUCUACGGCGCCGAGGACGCGCCCCUGACCCUCGGCGCGGCCUUCGUGGCCGUCGGCCUCGAGGACGUCGAGGCGCUGACCGUGUCGAUGACGGCGGCGCACGGGACCCUGGCGCUCGGGGACGCGGACGUCGACGUGAUGCUGAUCGCGCCGCCGGGCGGAGCGGCGCUCGUCUUCCGCGUCGCCGCGGCCCACGCGAACGCGGCCCUCGCGGCCGUCGUCUACAGCCCGGCGCCGGACUGGUUCGGCGAGGACGCCCUGGACGCGACGGCGCGCGCCUUCCGCGGCCACGCCGACGGCGGCACCGUCGCCGCGCGGCGCGUCGCCGUCGUCGUCGCCGGCGUCGACGACGCGCCGGCGGUCGCGCUGGGCGCGCUGGACGUGCCCGCGGCGGACGUCAACGUGAGCCUCGGCGCGGCCAUCGUCGUCGGCGAUGUGGACGGCGGCCGGGGGCUGCUGCGCGUCGACGUGGCGUCGCAGCUCGGCUCGCUCGCGCUGAAGCCGACGUCCGCGGCGCUCGUCGGCGCGUCGACGACCUGGGACGGCGUCGCCGUCGGCACGGGACCCAACGAGGUGUCCGUCGUCGGGUCGGCCGCGCGGGUCAACGCGGCGCUCGCGCGCGUCGCCUACGCCUACCUGUCGCCCGCGCGCGUCGACGACGUCCUCGCGAUCGUCGUCGCGGACGCGAAUCCGGGCGCGACGCCCGUCGACCCGCUGGCCCUGGGCCUGCGCACGGCGGCGACGCUCGUCGUGCCCCGGCCGCCCGUCGCCAACGCGCCGCCGACGGCCGCCGCGUCGGAGGCGCGCGUCGACGUCGCCGAGGACGCGGUCGUCGCCGUCCCGCCGGUCGCCGUCGGCGACGCGGAGUCCGAGGCCUUCGAACUGCUGCUCGACGUCGCCGUCACCGUCGACGUCGCCGGCGCGACGCUCGCGCUCGACGACGGUGCCGCGGGCGUCGACGCGGCGCCGGCGGCGUCCGGCCUCGCGUUCUCGGCGCUCGCGGCGGACGCGAACGACGCGCUGGCCGCGAUGACGCUGGCGCUGCCGGCCCACUUCUGCGGCCUCGCGCGCGUGACCGUGGCCGUGACGGACCGGGGCCUCGACGGCGAGGGCGACGGCGCCGAGGCCGCGUCCGCCUUCGUGGAUUUCGUGGUCUCGGCGGCGAACGACGCGCCGGCGGUCGUCGCAAACGAGGCGGCCUUCGAGGCCGUCGCCGGCGACGACGUGGAGCUCACGGGCCUGGUCUUCACCGACGCCGACGCGGGCACGACCUGCGGCGCCGCGACGCUCGAGGCGACGUUCGCGGUCGACGGGCGCGCGACCGUCCGCGCGGACGCGGCGCGCACGCGCGCGCACGCGCGCGCGUCCGCGGACGGCAAGGCCGUCACGGUCCGCGGCGGGCCCGACGCCGUGAGCGCGACGCGCAUCUUCGUGUCGAGCGACGCAGCGGAGACCGUGGCCAUCACCGUCGACGUCGUCGACGGCGCGGGCGCGGGCGCGCCGCGCGCGGCGCUCGCGGCCGCGUUCGCGCGCAAGGGCGCCGCCGGCGAGGCCGUCGAGCCCGGAUUGAUCCUGGAGACGACCGAGGACGCGGCGGUGGCCCUCGCGCCGGCCUUUCUCGUGUCCGGCGCCAAGCCCCUGCGGUUGUCGCUGUCCUGCGGGCUGGGCUCCUUCGCCGUCGCCGCGGGCGCGAAGCUGCCGUCGAGCGCGGCGACUUUCGGCGAUCGCGGCGUCGAGCUCGCCGGCGCGCCCGCGGAGCUCGCGGCGACGCUGGCGAAGCUCGUCUACGUGCCGGCGCGCGACGACUUUGGCGUCGACGAGCUCCUGGCGUCCGUCGACGGCUUCGCGACCGUCGCCGCGCGGUCGGCCGUCCGCGUCGCCGCCGCGAACGACGCGCCCGCCUUCUCCGGCGACGCGUUUCUCGAGGUCACCCUGGGGCGCUCCGCGGCCCUGGGCCUCGCCGUGAACGACGCCGACGGCGCCGACUACCUCGACGUCGUCCUCGAGGUCGACCGAGGGGCGCUGUCCGCGCCGGCCGUCGACGGCUGUGCCGAAGUCGACGGGUGCCUCGUCGCGAGCGCGGGCGCCGCGCUCCGCCUCUCCGGCGCGGCGCCGAGCGUCGCCGCGGCGCUGGCCGGCGCGUCCUACGCGGCGAACACGACGGGCGUCGCGGCGCUGACGGCGACGGCGACGGACGCGGCGGGCGCGGCGGCGACGUUCCGCGCGUCGAUCGCCGUCGCCGCGCCCGUCGACGCGCUGCCGUUCCUGCGGCUUUUGGACCCCGGCGGCGCCGCGCUCCGGUCCGGCGUCGUCCGCGUCGACGAGGACGACCGCGUCGCCCUGGCGGACGUGCUGAGCGUCGGGGGCCUCCUCGCGCCGGAGUCGGAGGACGACCCGGUCGUCGCGUACCUCGCCGCGGGCCGCGGCGUCUUCGCGUACGACGCGCCGGAGGCGCCGGAGGACGCCUUCCGCAUCUCCUUCGCCGCGAGCGACGUCGACGUCUUCGGCGCCGGCGGCCGCGUCUUCAAAGUCCGCGGCACGCGGCGGGGGCUCGUCGCCGCGAUGGCUAGCAUCUACUACGCGCCUUUUCCGGACGCCAACGGCGCCGACACGCUCCGCGUCGGCAUGGCGAAGCGCACCGACGAGACGUCGCUGUCGUCGUCCGUCUUGGACGUCCUGGCCUUCGUGGCGCCCCGGGAGGACGCGCCCGUCGCGGCCGCGGCCGCGGCGCCGGCGGUCGCGCCCGUCGGCGCCGCCGCGGCGGCAGCCCUCGCGCUGAGCGUCGCCGACGCCGACGCGGGCGACGCCCUCGAGGUCGUCGUCUUCGCGUCCGCCGGCGACGUGCGCCUCGGCGGCGGCGCCGCGGUGCUCGCGGGCGCGCGCGUCUUCCCCGAUGACGACGGCGUGCCCGCGUGGGCCGCGGCCUGCGCGGGCGUCGCGGCCGGCGCGGGCGCGUUCGUCCACGUCGAGGGCGCGGCGGACCGCGUCAACGCGGCCCUGGCCUCGGCGGUCUACGCGAGCCCGGAGCACGAGGGCGCGGUCGCGGUCGCGGUCGCCGCGCGCGACGGGUCCGCGUGCGGCUCCGCGGCGACGGCCAUCGACGUCGUCUCGCAGGCCGGCGCCGGCCCGGCGCUGGCCGUGGCGCCCCGGGGGGACGUCGUCGUCGCCGGCGUCCUCUUCGAGGCGACGGAGGACGCCGUCGCGGCCGUGCCGCCGCUCGUUCUGUCGUCGGCGUCGUACUCGGACGCGGCGUACGUCAACGUGAGCCUCGCGCUCGCCUUCGGGUCGUUGACCGUCGACGGCGUCGAGGGUCUCGAGCUCUGGAGCGCCAACGCGUCGCACCUCGGCUUCGCCGGGUCGCGGGCGGCGGCGGACGCGGCGCUCGCGAACCUUCGCUACGCGCCGCCGCCGGACUUCUUCGGCGAGUGGGCGCCGACGGCAUCGACCGUCGACGCGAGCGACGCCGUCGCCGUCGAGGUCGCCCACGCCUGCUACGCCCUCGCCAAGGAGCGCCGCAGACGGGAGACGCUCGUCGCCGCCGUCGCCGAGGUCCGCCGCGGCGCGUCCGGGACCUGGACGUCGCGGUCGUGGCGCGUGUCCGUCGCGCCGGUCAACGACGCGCCGACGCUGGCGCUGGCCGCCGACGCCGUCGCCGUGCCCGCGGCCUUCGCGAACGGCACGGAGCGCUGGACGGCGCUCCUCGCGGGUGUCGUCGCGGGCGACGCGGACUCGGGGAGCCUCGAGGCGACCGUGUCCGUCGCCGCGGGCGCGCUGCGCCUCGUCCGGCCCGCGGGCGUCCGCGUGCUCGACGCGCCCGACGCGUCGACCGUGGCCUUCCGGGGCCCGCCCGCGCGCGUGGCCGACGCGCUCGCCGGCGCCGUCGAGUUCCUCCCCGCGGGGCCCGAUGCGACGGUCGCGACGAUCGCGCUCCGCGACCGCGGCGGCUGCGGCGCGGGCGGCGAGGCCUCCGCCGCCGCGACGCUCGCGGUGGCCGUGGACCCGCCGGCGGUCGCGCUCCAGUGGACGUCGCCGGCCGUCGUCGCCGGCGUCGAGGACGCCUACGUGGACCUGCCCGCCGUCGAGCUCUGGCGCGCGGGCGCGCGCGUCGCGCCCGCCGUCGACGCCGCGGCCGCGGCCUGCGACGACGCGCUCUGCGGCGACCUCGCCGACGGGGUGCUCGUGCGAUCCGAGGCGCUGGCGGCGAGCGGCGCCGGCGACGCGGCGACGCUGGCGGUCCGCGCGGACCACGGCGCCGUCGCGGUGCUCGAGACGCCGGGCGGCCUCGACUUCUUCGAGCCCGCGGAGCGCGUCCGGCUCCAGGUCGACGCCGUCGCGGCGCUCGGCAACGGCGUCUCGGAGACGUGGACCGUGCGGACGAACGUCGACUGGCGCCGGGCCGCCGUACGGCUGCGCUUCGACCUCGUCAUGCGCGACGGCGGAAACGCGUCGACCGCGCUGCGCGCGCUCGCGGCGUCCGCGGCCACCGUCGGGCUGUCCCACCGGAACCGGAGCGCCUUUGCCGAUGUGACUUUAGGACCGGACGUGUCGGCGGCCAAGGCGAACCUCGUCGCGGCGCUCGACGACGUGGAGACGGUGGGCGCGGGCUUCAGCGUCGCCGUCGAGCGAUACGACGCGGAGGCCCUGGACCCGACGGACGACGGCGGCCCGCUCGUCGCGCGCGCCUGGUUCGUCGUCUCCCUGGCGCAGAACGACCCCGCGCCGCUCCUGUCCUUCGCCGUGGCGCAGUGCGGCGGCGGCGCGGCCGACGGCGCCGACGACGACGACGCCGGCGCGUCGACGUGCGCCGCGGAGCGCCACUACGCGGCGCGCGCGACGACGGCGCCCGAGGUGCAGCGAGUAGCCGUGCGCUCCAACGGCACGUCGACGGCGGGCUCCUUCUCGCUGGUCUACCGCGCCCGGGCCCACGACUCUCGAAGGACGUUCGCCGACGGCGCGUUCGAGACGCGGCGCCUGCCGCACAACGCGACCGCGCGCGCGGUCCGCGACGCCCUCGAGGCGCUCCCGGGCGUCGGCCUCGUGGACGUGGCCAAGGUCGCGUCCGACGGCGACGUCGCCCUCGCGGACUACUGCUGGUGCGGCCGCUGCGCGAACGCGACGAACGCGACGCGCGCGACGCCCGCGCCGACCGCGGUCGCCGCGGCCGCGCCGACGGCGCCGCCGACGGCCGACGAGAAUCGGACGUCGACGUCCCCGACGAGCGCGCCGACGGCGACGCCGACGGCCGCGCCGACGCAGGUGCCGACGCCCGCGCCGACGGCGGAGGUCUACGGCUGCGACUUCUUCCCGAAGGAGCACGCCUGGGAGAUCACGUUCUGGACGUCGGGCGACGACGUGCCGCCGCUCGUCGUCCUCUACGGCUCGGGCGCGUCCGACGGGUCGCGCGCGCGCUGCUCCUCCUGCGCGGCGCUGCUGCCCGCGUGGCCCGCGGCGACCGCCGAGGCCGCGGGCGUCGACGACCGCGCGGCCGUGGCGACGGUCCAGGCCGGCACGGCGGCCCUCGGCGGCGAGUUCGCCCUGCGCUGGGGCUCCGCGACGACGAGCUACGUGUCCGCGGCGUCCGCGACGCCGGGCCACGUCUACGGCGCGCUCGUCGGUCUCGACGGCGCGCUCGCCGCGCCGGGCGCGCUCAGGGUCACGCGGUCCGCGCCGACGCGCGAGGGCGCGUCGACCUGGACCGUGACCUUCGACGCGCGCUUCGGAAACGUCGCGCCCCUCGCCGCCGUCGCGGACCGGCUCGCGGGGACGUCCGCGUCCGCGCGCGCGACGCCCGUCGCGCGCGGGUCGCGGCGCGCGGACCUCGGCGCCUUCGGCCUCGUCGUGGCGAGCCCGAGCGACGCCGCGCGCACGGCGCGCACGGAGCCCAUCGACGCGGCGGCGCCGCCCGGCGACGUCGAGCGCGCGCUCGAGGCCGCCGCGCGGUCCGCGGGGUUUCCCGAGCCGGAACGCUUGUUCUCCGUCGCCGCGGCGCCGAUCCUGACGGCGUCGACGCUCGGCGCCUGGGUCGUCACCGUCGCGGGCGGCCACGGGCCCCGGCCGGCGAUCGCGGCCGGCGACGACGGCCUCGUCGACGGUUUGGAGCUCGCCCUGCUCCCGGACGAGGCGACGGAGGCCGCGGCGCGGUCGUACGCGAUCCUGGGCGCCGCGGCGGUGCCCGCGGCCGUCGACGAGGUCCAGACGCUGCGAUGCGCGCGCGAGGUCGGCGACGACGCGGACGACGGGUUUCGCUUUGUUUUUCGGGGCUUGAAGUCGCCGAAGAUCCGCAUGGGCGCCGCGCCCGUGCCGGAGCUCCUGCCGGCGUGCCCCGCGGCGGACGCGUGCCGCGGCGACGGCAGCUCCCUGGCCGAGAUCCUCGAGGCCUGGCUCCGGGGCGCGGGCGUGCUCGGGGCCGGCGGGUCCCUGGCCGUGGCGUCGACGGGGACGACGCUCUGCAGCGACCCCGCGAAAGGCGGCGCGGCCCUCCCGAACGCCGUCGGCGGCUUCGAGGCCCGGGGCUGGGGCCUCGGCGCGCCGACGCUGACGAACAUCACGUUCCUCGGCGGCGGGCCGGGCGGCGUCGGCGGCGACGUCGACGAAUUCCUCGUGGUGAAGCGCGCGGCGAGCAACGGCACGAUCCUCGAGCUCGCGGAGACGACGCGCGGCAGCGCGGCGGCCGUCGGCGAGGUCCAGGUCGUCGAGACGGCGCUCGCGUUGAACUCGACCGACGCGAACGGCACGGCGGCGAACGAGUCGUCCGUGCGCGGCGUCUUCGAGCUCGGAUUCCGCGGCGCGACGACGGCGCCCCUGAGCCACGACGCGUCCGCGGGCGAGCUCGCGGCCGCGCUGAACGCGCUCGACACCGUCGGGGGCGGCGUGACGGCGUCGCGGCGGCCGACGGCCGACGGGCGGGGGUUCGCCUGGCGCGUGACGUUCGCCGCGGCGGCGCCGACGCUCGGCGACCUGCCGCUCCUCGACCUCGCGAGCGCGACGUGCGGCGACGACGGGACUUUGGAGUGCUUCCUCCGCGCGGGCCCGCAGAUCGCGCCCGACGGCACGCACGACUACGGCGCCCUCGGGAGUUCGAGGGUGUCCGUGGCGGAGGCGUCGCCGGGCACCGCGCCCGCGUGGGGCACCUUCGCCGUCCGCGUGACGCCGGCGCAGCCGCGCGACCCGCGCGCGGGCGCGCCGACGGCGCCGCUCCAGCUCGACGCGUCCGCGGCGACGGUGGAGGCGGCGCUGCGGCGCCUCGACGGGGCCGGGCGCGCCGAGGUGGCGCUCGUCGACAACCCCGCGGCGCCGUUCGGGCCGCUCUGGACCGUGUCGGGCCUCGACGGCGGCGCGACGCUCGCGCUCGAGGACGUGGCCCUCGUCGGCGCCGUCGACUUUUGCGAGAAUUGUACGAGUUGGGCCGGCUGCGCGCCCUGCGGCGACGCGGCGGCGCCGGCCGCGCCGAGCCUCCGGACCGCGCGGCUCGCGCGCGACGGCGCGGCGCGCGGCGCGCCGCACGCGGUCGCCGCGGCGCUGGACCGGGCGCUCUUCCUCCCGGACGCGGACUACAACGUGCUCGUGGACGGCUUCGCGGACGUCGCCUUCGCCGUCGCCGCCGGCGGCGGCGCGGACGCGCUCGAGGCGAAAGUACGCGUCGCGGCGGUCAACGACGCGCCCGUCGUCGCCGCGGCGUCGGCGACGCUCGUCGCCACGGAGGACGCGCCCCUGCGGCUGGGCGCGGCGCGCCUGUCCGUCGGCGACGCCGACGCGCGCGCGGCGGAGGGCGGCGACGCGCGGCUCACGACGACGCUCGAGGUAGACAAGGGCACGCUGACGCUCGCGCGGUCGCGGCGGCUCCAGGUGUUGGAGGGCUACGCCGGCGGCGGCGAGGCCCGGGGGUCGCGCAUCGUCGUCGCGGGGCCGAGCGGGCCGACGACGGCGGCGCUGGAGACGCUCGUCUACGAGCCGCCGCGCGACUACGGCUCGGAACAAAUCACCGCGGAGGUCCAGCGCGUCGUCGUCGGCGGCGUGCCCGGCAACGUCGUCCAGACCGUGAGUGCGCGCGCGACGGGCGGCGCCGUCGUCGCGGGCAACUUCACGCUGUCGCUGAGCUGCGCGUACCUCCGGUCCGGCGUCGUCGAAGUCGUCGCGCGCUUCGGCAACGCGAGCCUCUUCGACGACCCCGCGGCGCUGGCGCGGACCUACGACCGGUUGCGGGGCGCGCUGGCCAACGCCACGCAGGAGUUCACGCUCGCCCACGACGCGCCCGCGCGGCGGCCGCGGAACGCGAGCUUCGAGGGGCUGCUGCAAGACGCGCUCGACGGCUGCGCGGCGACGGGCCUCGACGCGGCCCGGGACCUGGGGCUCGGCGUGCCGGCGCGCAUCAACGAGUCGGCGCACACGCACUACCUCGCCGGCGCGUCGGUCUGGCGGUCCGAAUUGGACGAUCGCGACGACUCGUACGCGUGGGAGGCGACGAUCCUCGGCGCGCCGCGCGACUUUCCCGCGUUGAAGGUCGUCGCGAACAACGCCACGGGGCGGCCCGCGGGGCUCCGGGCCGUCCCGCGCGUCGACGGCAAUCUGACCUUUGCGAUCUCCGACGACGCGGCGCCCGUCGUCGACGUUUCCGUCGCGCGGCCGUCCGCGCUCGGCGACGCGUUCCGCCUGAGCUUCGACGGGGCGACCACGCCGGAUCUGCCCAUCGACGCGUCGAGCGCGCGCGUCGAGGAGGCCCUCGAGCGGCUGGCGACGGUGGGCGACGUGCUGGUGCACCGCGACUACGCGCGGUCGGCCGUCGCCUCGGACGUCUUCGCGUGGACCGUCGAGUUCCUCGCGAGCGGCAGCCCGGCCCACGUCGGGCCCGAGGUGUUGCUGGAGGCGGCCGGGUCCGCGGGCGUCGGCGUCGCCGUUGAGCGCGUCGCGGCCGGCGCGGCGACGGGCGACCGGCUCGCGGUGUCGGCCGUCGACGCGGGCGGCCUCUCGGACGCGGUCGCCGUCGACAUCCUCGUGCGCCCCGUCCACGACGCGCCCGCGGUGCGCUUCGCCGCGGCCCACGCGUCCGUGGCGGAUGCGGCCGAGGACGGCUACGUGGAUGAUUUUUUCGCGGGCGUCGCGUUCGCCGCGGACGACGCCGCGGCCGUCGCGACCGCGCGCGUGACCUGCGCGGCGAGCGCCUGCCGCGUCACGGCGCCGCCCGUCGCCGGCGUGCGGGUCCUGCAAGGCGACGGCGCGGCCCUGGCCCUCGAGGGCGCGCCCGCGGACCUGGAGGUCGCGCUCCGCGGCGCGGCGCUCGAGCCCGGCGCGGACUUUUACGGCGUCGACGUCGUCGCCGUCGAACUCACGGACGCGCGGGGCGCCGCCGCCCGGGCGUCGCGGUCCGUCGCCGUCGCCGGCGUCGACGACGCGCCCGUCGUGUCCGCGACGCUCGCGGCCGCGUCCGUCGCCGCGGGCGAGACCGCGCUCCUCGGCGGCUUCGCCGUCGCCGACGUCGACGACGCCGUGGUCCGGCUGACGCUGUCGAGCGCCAACGGCACGCUGGCCAUGGACCGCGUCGCGCGCCGGUCCCUCGCGACGUGGCACGCGGGCGACGGCGACGGCGGCGGGCGCGUCUUGGACGCGACGGCGCACGCGCGGGCCUGGAACGCGGCGCUCCACUACGUCGCGUACACGCCGCACCGCGCCGCGACGGCGGACGUCGUGACGGCGACGGCGACGGACGCCGCGGGGCUGUCGAGCAGCGUCGAGCUCGCCGUGACCGUCACGGGCGCGACGUGCGCGACGGGCCUCGCCUUCGCCGCGUCCGGCGCCGUCGCCGCGGCGACGGCCGACACGGCCGCGGCCGCGGCCCUCGACGCGACGACCCUCGUCGAGGGCGCGGACCUGCGCCUCGAGGGCCUCGCGGUCGUCGCGGACUGCGGCGGCGCGACGGCGCUCCGGCUGCUGCUCCUGCCGGCGACGGCGGACGACGACGACGACGACCCGGCGCGCCGGGGCCGCGUCCAUUUUCUGGAUGCGGCGUCGGACGUCGUCGAGGUCAUGGAGCUGCCCAACGGCGGGUUGUCUCUCGCCGCGCCGGGCCCGACGGCGCGCCUCGGCGCCGUCCAGAUCAACGCCGUCCUGCCGCGCGUCGCCUUCGCGCCGCCGGCGGACUUCGACGGGCUCGCGCGCCUGUCCUGCGUGCUCGAGGCGUCGGGCGGCGACCGGAGCGGCGUGGCGACGCGCGACUUCUGGGUCGCCGUCGCCUCGGAGAACGGCGCGCCGGAAUUGGCGCUGUCCGGCGCGCGCGUCGAGGCCGCGGCCGCGGGCGACGCCGCGCUCGUCGUCCACGCGGCGGCGCGGGACGUCGCGGUCGUCGACGCGGCGCGGACCGACGCCUUCGCGCUCGGGGGCCUCGCGGUCGACGCGGACGCGCUGCUCCCGGCGCACGGCGGCGCCGUCGCCGUCGCCGACGACGCGGACGCGCUCCUCCGCGUCGACGUCGCCGUCGCCUGGGUCGACGAGCCCGCGGGCGGCGCGUCCCUGGCGCUGAGCCUCGAGGCCGGCUGCGGGAACCAGGCCUGCGGCGCGCUCCACUUCUCCUCGGGCGACGACCGGUCCGCGGCGGCGGCGCUCUCUUUCCGCGCGACGGCCGCGCACGCGACGCUCGCGCUCAACGCGCUGCGCGUCGUCGCCCUCGGCGACGUCGACGGCUGCUGGCGGUCGCGCGACGGCGACGCGCGCGACGGCGGCCGCGGCGCGGAGCUCGCGGUCGCCGUCUCCGACGGCGGCGGCCUCGCGGCGACCGCGGCGCUCGCGCUCGACGUGCGGCCGCCGCCGGCGGCGCCCCUGCGCCUCACGGGCGCGGGCCAGGUCGUGCGCACGGGCGAGGACGCCGUCGCGCGGCUCGCGGGGCUCGGCGUCGCGGGCGGCGCGAACGUCGCCGCGGGCUACGGCGCGUGCGCGCGCGACGAGCCCCUCGAGGUCCGCCUCGCCGCGGCCCACGGCGUCGUCGGCGCGACCUUCGACCCGGACCACUACGGCGUCGCCGUCGCGCGCGCCAAGGACGGGUCCCUGGCGAUUUCCGGGAAUCGCGCCGCGGUGGAGGCCGCGCUGUCUGGAAACGCGCUCGGACGCGUGCUGCAGGAUCUGUAA